GUACGUUCGUUUGAAACCCACGUGCAGAUUGUUGAGCCAAUCUUAUCAAAUGCCGCAUUAAACAAAUGGAUUCGCUAAAUAACGGAUGGUUCAGCGAGCUUCAGGCUGAUCUGUGGCCUGGCCAGUCCUUCUCCCUGAAGGUCAAGGAGGUAAUCCACAAGGAAAAGUCCAAGUUCCAGGACAUCCAGAUUGUUGAAACCGAAACCUAUGGACGAUGCUUGAUUUUGGAUGGAAUCAUCCAGUGCACGGCCAGGGACGAGUUCUCUUACCAGGAAAUGAUAUCCUUCCUGCCGCUCUGCGCCCAUCCCAAUCCCAAGAAGGUGCUCAUCGUGGGCGGCGGUGAUGGCGGCGUAGCUCGCGAAGUGGUGAAGCAUCCGUUGGUCGAGGAAGUGCAUCAGGUGGAAAUCGACGACCGCGUAGUCGAGCUGUCCAAGCAAUAUCUACCGGAAAUGGCCUGCGGAUUCGAGAACAAGAAAUUAAAGCUCACUAUCGGCGACGGCUUUGACUACAUGAAGAAGCACAAAAACGAAUUUGAUGUUAUCAUCACCGACAGCUCGGAUCCAAUCGGUCCGGCCGUGAGCUUGUUCCAGGAGAGCUACUACGAGCUCAUGAAGCACGCCCUGAAAGACGAUGGCAUUGUGUGCUCCCAGGGCGGUAGCUUCUGGCUGGACCUGGACUACAUCAAGAAGACAAUGAAGGGCUGCAAGGAGCAUUUCGCCAAAGUGGCCUAUGCCGUCACCUCCGUUCCAUCCUAUCCAUGCGGCCACAUUGGCUUCGUCAUGGGAUCUCUGAACAAAAAUCAGGAAUUUGCCACUCCCAAACUUGGAAAGUCUGAAAUCGAUGCCAUAGACCUGAAGUACUAUUCUUCUGAGGUCCAUACGGCUGCCUUUGCCCUGCCGCGCUGGGUGCAAAAGCAUUUUUACGAAUGACCAAGUUGUCAAAAAAUGUAUCUGUUUGUUAAAAAUAAAUAUGACAAUAAUACAAA
Molecule: messenger RNA, 985 nt
Organism: Drosophila suzukii
Lineage: Eukaryota; Metazoa; Arthropoda; Insecta; Diptera; Drosophilidae
Gene: SpdS
Product: Spermidine Synthase
Biological process (GO): polyamine metabolic process
Molecular function (GO): catalytic activity
Source: RefSeq, a predicted model, not a curated record